Carassius auratus (goldfish) is the source of this 2265-nucleotide messenger RNA. RefSeq names its product protein-glutamine gamma-glutamyltransferase 5-like. The record is from RefSeq and is a predicted model, not a curated record. The transcript has 15 exons. Gene Ontology annotation, biological process: peptide cross-linking. Gene Ontology annotation, molecular function: protein-glutamine gamma-glutamyltransferase activity. Bases 1 to 2091 code for a protein of 696 amino acids. Gene Ontology annotation, cellular component: mitochondrion. NCBI's taxonomy places the organism in Eukaryota, Metazoa, Chordata, Actinopteri, Cypriniformes, Cyprinidae.
AUGGCGGCGCCCAGGGUGUUAAAGGUUCGAACUAUCGACCUGCAACGGGUGCAAAACCAGACUCGCCACAGAACUGAGGGUCUGAGUUCCAGCACUCUGGUUCUUCGGAGAGGACAGGCCUUUACAAUGACCGUCAACUAUGAUGGACGACCAUUCGAUCCACUGAAGGAACAACUGAUCUUCCGAAUUGUUUCAGGCCCAUUGUUUGUGGAGGCUCCGGUCUCUGUGUCCAGACAACCCUCUCUGACCCAGUGGACAGCGGUUCUGGAGAAGUGCAUACUGAACCCAACUGGACACCGUGCAUUGUCAGUAUCACUGUCCAGUCCUGCGUCUGCUCCUAUUGGUGCCUACACACUUCAGCUGAGAGGGCAAACCCGCUUGAGUGUGACAACAUACUUUCUUGGCCAGGUCACGCUCCUCUGCAACCCCUGGUGCCCAGCUGAUUCAGUGUUCCUGCAGUCUGAGGAUUUGAGGACUGAAUAUGUCAUGAGUGAUAUUGGCCUGCUGUUUAAAGGCAGCCCCGGGAACAUCGUCUCCAGACCCUGGUCAUUUGAUCAGUAUGAAAAAGGGAUACUGGACAUCUGUAUGAAAUUGCUGCAGGAGAGUCCUCAACAUCAAGCAGAUAUGGGUAAAGAUCUACUGAACCGCAGCAGUCCAGUGUACAUCAGCCGUGUGAUCUCAGCGAUGGUGAACUCUAAUGAUGAUAAAGGGGUAUUAAUGGGAAAGUGGUCAGGUGACUACAAAGAUGGUGUCAACCCUUCACAGUGGACCGGCAGUGCAGAUAUUCUCAGGAUGUGGGCAGAAACACAAUUUAGUCCUGUGAAAUAUGGACAGUGCUGGGUGUUUGCUGCUGUCAUGUGUACAGUAAUGAGAGCCCUUGGCAUUCCGACUCGAGUCGUCACCAACUUCAACUCCGCUCACGACACAGAUGGAAAUAUGGUGAUCGAGGAAUAUUACAAUGAGAAGGGGGAAAAACUGUCCAUGAGCAGGGAUAGCAUCUGGAACUUCCAUGUGUGGGUGGAGAGUUGGAUGAAGAGGCCUGAUUUGGGUCGAGGUUAUGACGGAUGGCAGGUUCUCGACCCCACGCCACAAGAGAGGAGCGCAGGAAUGUUUCGCUGUGGUCCUGCUGCUGUUAAAGCCAUUUAUGAGCAGAGGGUGGAUGCUCAAUACGACGUGCCAUUCGUUUACGCAGAAGUGAAUGCAGAUGUGUGUACAAUGAUCAUCAGAAACGGGAUGGUAUUAUCAACCAGCAUUGAUAAACGCAGAGUUGGAGCUCUGAUCUCCACCAAACGUCCAGGAUCCAUGAGUAUGCAGAACAUCACGUCUGAAUACAAAACUGAGGACGAUGGAGACACAUGUCGUGGAUCAUUGGCUGAUGUUGCAGGAAGAAGCGUUAUUUGCCAUUCUCAACGUCAAAGUGCUAUAUUCAUGGAUUCUAAGGGUGUUGAAGUUUCUCUCCAGCUUCUGAAAGCCCCUGUAGUGGGAGAAAACAUUUCUUUUAAUGUCAUAAUCACUAACACUGAGGCUGCUCAGAAACUGCUGAAAAAACAUGUGAACGCUCAGAACAAGGAGUAUAACCGCAAUCCCACUGGAAGCUUCUGGGAGUCUCAUGAUGACGUGAAGAUUGGCCCGAAAGAAACUGUGACUAUGAAACAUGAGAUCUUCUUCAAGGAGUACAUGCUGAAGGAGACUGAGGAGGAUUCUCUGGUUAACCUGGCUGUGGUUAUUGAGGAUGUGAAGACUCAAGAGAGAGUGCUGGCUUCAGAAGAGUUCAACAUCCGCACCCCUUCCCUCAAUAUUCAGAUUCAGAAUGAGGUCUCGGUCAUCAUUAACACACCACAAGUGGCCACGGUGAUCUUCACAAACCCGUUCAGCUUUGCAGUGAGAGGAGAACUGACCGUAUCUGGUUCAGGACUCUUGGAGGAGAAGGCUCAAAUGAGGAUUACAAUCCAACCCCGAGAAACCACAAAGAAGCCAGUCAGUUUCACUCCCAGGAUGGCGGGGGCCAAGAUGCUUUCUGCUAAUUUAGUGUUGGAGAAUCCUCCCACCAUCCUGCACGGAUUCAAGACCAUCAAUGUUCAAGCAUCUUAAGAGUCACGCACCUUUAGAAAUGAUUGUGAACCCUCAUGGAGUGCUGCACUAGUGGUUGAAACACAUUUAGAAUUAAUUGCUUUCUAAUCCUUUUUUAUUUAUGUCACUGUGAAAUCUGACUUGAUUCACUGACUUGUUUUCAAGAUUAUUUAGGCACGAGCCUGAAAAUAAAGC